AUGUCGAUUUCGUUCCGUGUUAACCCGGAAUACGCUAAAGUAAGCGAAAUAGUGCCCGGAUUGUUUAUAUGUGGAGUGAGUGCGUUGACGCCGGAGGAUAUGAAGAAAAACAAGAUUACCCAUAUCAUCAACGCCACUACCGAAGUGCCGAAUCUUCGAAGUUUGGGCGAUAUUCAACGCACGAAAUUGUGGCUCGAAGAUACUCCACAAACCUAUAUCUACCCACAUUUGGAGCUACAGAGUGAUCAGAUCCAAGCGAUUAUUGCCGAUGGCGGUAGGGUUCUUGUGCACUGUGUGGCCGGUGUGUCACGAUCGGCUUCAAUUUGCCUCGCUUUCUUGACGAAGUAUAGGUGUCGUUCGCUCCGUGACGCCUAUCAUCUGAUGAAGUCCAAGCGACCAAUGGUCCGUCCCAAUCUCGGUUUCUGGCGGCAACUCAUCGCAUACGAACAGAAUGUGAAGGAGAAUGCGGGUAGUGUUCGACUUGUCCGAGAUGAGGCCCAGCCGGAAUGUUUGCUGCCGGAUGUAUACUUGUCGAUUGCGAUCCAGCCCCGACCAGUGAGUCCUGACCAGGAAGGUGUCGAGCGACAAAGCGAUGAGCCUCGAGAACGACGCAGCUAUAACGCUCUGCUUCAUGGUUCUCAUAAGUACUACCGUAUUUCAUCUUCUUCAUCAUCAUCACCAUCAACGUUCGCUCUCGCAUACGGGUUUAAAUCCACACGGGACUCAUCAUCCAAACAUACAGAGAGACACGUUUAG
Messenger RNA from Necator americanus (New World hookworm), 756 nucleotides. RefSeq lists its product as uncharacterized. Gene Ontology annotation, biological process: protein dephosphorylation. The transcript is spliced from 7 exons. The coding region runs from base 1 to 756 and encodes 251 amino acids. The record is from RefSeq and is a predicted model, not a curated record. Lineage: Eukaryota; Metazoa; Nematoda; Chromadorea; Rhabditida; Ancylostomatidae. Gene Ontology annotation, cellular component: cytoplasm. Gene Ontology annotation, molecular function: protein tyrosine/serine/threonine phosphatase activity.